AUGCCUCUCUAUCACUCAAUUUGCUGUGGAACUGUAAGUAUAGCAGAAGCUUCACGCGACACUUGUCACAACUUCGAUCAAGUAUUAGACUUGUCUUGUGGCGGUCAACGUCCAAAUCAAAGUUAUCUUCCAUUGGGUUGCAAAGCCAGAUUUCGUUUGAAUGCUGACACAACAAAUGGAUGUCUUCGAAUUUCAUCAUUCCACAAAGAGCACAAUCAUGACAAUACUGAAGAAGACUACUUACGUGUCAUAAACAAAAGGCGACGAAACAUAACUGGCGAAACAACACUGGGAUACAAAUACACUGGAGAAACAGCACCGGAUGUAAAUGAACAUGCAAAUACUCGCAAAGUUGCGGAAAACAAUUUUGCCCCUUUCAUUUUAUCUUCAGAAAAUCAUCCUACUCUUGCUAAUUCAUCCCAAGAAAACUCCACUUCGGUUGUUUCAUCCCCAGGAAAUUCCGCUCUCCAUAUUUCAUCGCAAGAAAACUCAGCAUUUGUGCCAGUUACUCGUUCCGCAGAAAUGACAGAACAGGAUGACGGAAGACAACAAAUGUCACAGCAGAAUUUACCUUCGAUAGGUUCUGUUUUGAAGCAAAUAUUCGCAGCUCAAUUAUUGGAUCGAUUUCAGCGCAUAGAAUAUUUGAUUAUGAACGCUUAUAUCAUUAACUGUGGACGAUGCCUGCCACAGGAAGUGUACCUACCGUUCAUCUUCGGAGUAUAUGGCGCUGAUUAUCGUCUAUCGGAAUGGUCGGAUGUGCAACUAAGAGAUGUUAUGAUCGUACUUCUACAACCGCCAGAGAUCCUGCUUCAAGGCAAAUUACCAACCGAUAUUUCAAUAAAUGAAGUAAAACGGGUCCGACCACCACGUAUUCAGCGCGCGAUCGCGGCUAUUAGAGAGGAAAAACUGAAGAGAUGCGACAAGAUUUUUGCGCCACUUGUGCAGCAAAUUUUUAAUGCCAUCUCUCGACAUGACUUCUUGGUGGCUGUUCGAGAAUUCAAAAAGUUUGCUGAUGAUGUAAGAAAUAUGAGUGUCAACAAUACCAAAUCAUGUGAUACGAAAACACUGCAGUGCUGA
Messenger RNA from Loa loa (African eye worm), 1077 nucleotides. RefSeq lists its product as hypothetical. The transcript is spliced from 6 exons. The coding region runs from base 1 to 1077 and encodes 358 amino acids. The record is from RefSeq and is a predicted model, not a curated record. NCBI's taxonomy places the organism in Eukaryota, Metazoa, Nematoda, Chromadorea, Rhabditida, Onchocercidae.